AUGGACCCAGUUUACGAAACUGAGGAUGAAUGUUGGAGAAAGGCUCAGAAGUACCUAAGGUGUGGAAGUACGGAGCACCAGAUAGUCAACUGCCUGUUGAUUAGUGAUACCCAGUCGACUGCCAGGUCAAACCCAAAACCGACCAAUGCUGGAGGGGCUAGAUCGAGGGUUCCGGCCAGAGUAUAUUCACUGGACCAACAAUCCGUGCCUGAACCAACGGAGGUGGUAGAAUGUACGAUCCCUGUUUUUCACCGGUUAGCCAAAAUUUUGAUAGACCCCGGUGCUACUCACUCUUUUGUUAAUCCUGCAUUUAUUCUUGGAAUUAAUUUGAAAGUUGAAAAGUUACCUUAUAACUUAGAGGUAAGAACACCUACGGAUUGUAGGAUGAAAAUGGUCGAAUUUUGUAUACCGGGGGAGGCAACUCUAAAGCUUGAUGUGAGGGGUAUGAUAGUCUCUUCUGCACUUAUUUCGGGUAUAAGGGCUAGGAAAUUGCUUAGUCGUGGGGCUCGUGGUUACCUAGCUUUUCUAAUUAACACUCCGGGAGAGAAGACUAAGUUGGAAGACAUUCCAGUAAUCAGUGAAUUCCCGGACGUAUUUUCGGAGGAGUUGGAGUCUCUGCCGCCCGAAAGGGAGAUUGAAUUUAAGAUUGACUUAGUACCCGGAACCACUCCUAUUUCGAAAACUCCUUAUCGUAUGGCACCUGCUGAGCUUAAGGAGUUGAAGGUGCAAUUGCAGGAUUUGCUAGAACGAGGGUUUAUUCAUGAGAGCGAGUCUCCGUGGGGAGCUUCAGUGCUAUUUGUUAAGAAGAAGGACGGGAGUUUAAGGUUGUGCAUUGACUAG
This is a messenger RNA of Coffea arabica (coffee), 840 nucleotides long. The record is from RefSeq and is a predicted model, not a curated record. Lineage: Eukaryota; Viridiplantae; Streptophyta; Magnoliopsida; Gentianales; Rubiaceae.